Messenger RNA from Phytophthora nicotianae INRA-310, 456 nucleotides. RefSeq lists its product as hypothetical. NCBI's taxonomy places the organism in Eukaryota, Oomycota, Peronosporomycetes, Peronosporales, Peronosporaceae. Bases 19 to 456 code for a protein of 145 amino acids. Gene Ontology annotation, cellular component: cytosol; nucleus. The transcript is spliced from 3 exons. The record is from RefSeq and is a predicted model, not a curated record. Gene Ontology annotation, molecular function: peptidyl-prolyl cis-trans isomerase activity; protein binding.
GCCGAAAUAUCGGCAAGUAUGAGCACGACAGCUAAGGACCUGCCUCGCGGCUGGAAGGAGGUGGAGAGCAAGAGCCGCCCUGGAAAGGUGUAUUUCUUGCACGUCAAGAGUGGCGAAAAGACCUGGAAACUCUCGCACGUGCACGCCAAAGAGCGCGAGUUCCGGCGCGCUGCGUCUGACACGAAAAAACGCCGUUCGGCCGAUGGCUCCUCUGGUCCUGAGAGCGUCCAGGCGCUGCAUAUUCUGGUGAAGCAUUCAGGAUCCAGAAGACCAUCCUCAUGGCGACAGGAGACCAUCACUCGCAGUAAAGCAGUGGCGGAGGCGAAGGCAGGCGGCAUCCGCGAAAAAUUACUGGCAUGCGUGGAAUCCAAUCCCGAUAGAUCAUCCGAGGCGCUACGCGAGCUUUUUGAGGAAAUUGCCAAGGAAGAAAGUGACUGUAGCAGGUUCGUGUCUUGA